Cylicostephanus goldi is the source of this 210-nucleotide messenger RNA. Lineage: Eukaryota; Metazoa; Nematoda; Chromadorea; Rhabditida; Strongylidae. The record is from the annotation of a GenBank genome assembly.
AUGCGAACAACAACGACAUUCUGCUUAGCACUUGUAACCCUCUUGGCCUACUGUAGGAGUAUCAAUAGCGCUCCAAUUGUAGAAGAACCCCCGCCGGAGUACAUCGACCCUGUAUUGCAUAUUGAAGAAACCCCGGAAGGUUACAUCACUUAUAAGGAUCGACAAAUCGAUGAAAAAGAGGAUAAGAAGAAAUGCAUUCCACGUGAGUAA